UUGCUGGGAAAGAUGCAACAUAUUCAGUGACACAAGACCUGGCUCUAUGGUGGCUCUAUAGUCCGUCGAAAAGCAAACCGGAUCUUUGAAGGCUUGCCAGUUGAACCAACACCCUACCACUGUGGCUCUUUUGACCCAGUGGACAGAGAGACGCAACACAAAGCAGCCUGAGGGAAGGAAAGCCAAGAGAUGUUUUGACUCCCAAAGACAGAAAGUGAGGAGAGGAGACAGAAAGUGUAUCUUGACAAGGGGCCCUUGUGGACAUCGAGUGGCGUGUGUUGCUGUGGAUCUGUGGGUGGGUGGUUGUGCGUCAGAGGGAGGUGUGUUGUGGCGAGAUGUGGACAGUCAGUCCGGCUCUGUUGCAGCGGGGGCCACAUUACACCGGCUUCUCCUGAGUUAUGCUGCUCUUCAAAACUCAAAUACAGAUCCAACUAUGAGCCCACAGAGGGAGACGUCUAAAAAAUGACAGAACGACAGAUGGCUUCUACUGAAAGGAGCCUACGUAUCCAGGCUGAUGAUGACCUGAAGUCUAUGUUUGUCGGCACAGUGAUGAGAAAAAUCAAAUCUCGCACCUGGAAAAAGCAGCGUUAUUUCCGGCUACAAGAAGACUGCAUGACUAUCUGGUACAAGAGCAAGAAAGCAGGAAAUGCACACUCCACCUUUUCUGUGGGUGAUGUGGAAGCUGUACGGGAAGGGCACCAAUCUGAGGUUCUGCUCAGCAUUGCUGACGAGUUCCCACCUGACCGCUGCUUCACCCUAGUGUUCCGCGGUCGACGGGGCAACUUGGACCUAGUGGCCGAAUCAGCGGGGGAGGCGCAAUCAUGGAUUAAAGGGAUACGCAAACUCAUCGAUAACCUGGAGAACAUGGGGCAGAGAGAGAAACUAGACCAAUGGAUCUGUGAUUGGUUUAAGAAAGCAGACAAAAACAGGGAUGGGCGGAUGAACUUUAAGGAAGUCCGAGAUCUCUUAAAGAUGAUGAAUGUGGACAUGAACGAGCAUCACGCUCUUCGUCUCUUUACAAUGGCAGACAAGUCUCAAUCAGGAGCUCUUGAAGAUGAUGAGUUUGUGCUGUUCUAUAAGAUGCUGACUCAGCGUGAGGAUGUCCUCAGAGUGUUUCAGGAAUUUUCAGGUGAUGGGCAGAAGCUAACGCUCCAAGAUCUGAAAGAUUUCCUACGGGAGGAACAGCUACAUGAGGAUGGAGUUCAGCAGUAUGCACUAAAGCUCAUUGAAUGCUAUGAACCUUCAGAUACAGCAAGAAUGUUGCAAGCGAUGACGUUCGAUGGUUUUCUGAUGUACCUGAGCUCACCAGAGGGCUCUAUCUUCAACCCUACCAUGGUGGAACUCUACCAGGACAUGACUCAGCCUCUUUGUCAUUACUUCAUAUCGUCUUCUCAUAACACGUAUCUUCUGGAGGACCAAAUCAGAGGACACAGCAGUGUAGAAGGCUACAUACGAGCACUAAAACGUGGCUGUCGAUGUGUAGAAGUAGACUGCUGGGAUGGACCAAAUGGAGAACCAAUCGUCUACCAUGGACAUACGUUCACUUCCAAGAUCUUCUUCAAGGAUGUUGUCACUGUGCUGGGCAACUAUGCAUUCAAAGCAUCGCAGUACCCUGUCAUCCUGUCCAUUGAGAACCACUGCAGUGUAGAGCAGCAGAAAGUCAUGGCCCAACACCUCACCCAGAUCCUAGGAGACAAGCUGCUGAAAAGCCCUUUAGAUGGAAAGAUUCCCAUCGGCCUCCCGUCUCCUGAGGACCUGAAAGGGAAGAUUCUGUUGAAAGGAAAGAAGAUAGGUGGAUUAGAGGAUAGCAUGAAUGGGGUGGUGGAUGACCCUUUGAUGGGAGAGGUGAGCGACGAAGAGGAGACUGCUGAAAUUGAUGAUGACCAUCAUCGCAGCGACAGCAUACGGCAUAGAGUCAAGAAAUCCAAGCAGCGUCUCUCUAAAGAGCUGUCGGACUGUGUGGUUUACUGCAAGAGUGUCCACUUUAGCAGCUUUAAACAUUCACGAAUUCACUCCAAGUUUUACGAGAUCUCCUCCUUCACGGAGUCUAAGGCCCGGAAACACAUAAGGGAGGCAGGAGCAGAGUUUGUUCUUCACAAUGCUCGCCAGCUGAGCCGGGUUUACCCCAGUGGUUUAAGAACAGACUCAUCCAACUUCAACCCACAGGAUAUGUGGAACGCAGGGUGCCAAAUUGUUGCUCUGAACUUUCAGACCGCAGGGGUUGAGAUGGAUCUAAACGAUGGCUUAUUCAGUCAAAACAGUCAUUGUGGCUACGUACUGAAACCAGCAUUCAUGCGCAACAUAGACGAACGGUUUGACCCAGAAAACCCCCAAAACCGAGAUGGUUACAAGCCGCUUAGCCUGUCUAUACAGGUAAUCAGCGGCCAACAGCUUCCAAAGGUAAACAUCAAGGAGGGCUCAAUCAUCGAUCCCCUCGUUCGGGUGGAAAUUCACGGCAUACCACUGGACCAGGCCAAGCAGGAAACCAGAUACAUUGACAACAACGGUUUUAACCCAGUAUGGUACGACAUGCUUCAGUUCACAAUUCACGUCCCUGAGUUGGCGCUGGUACGGUUUGUCGUCGAGGACUAUGAUAAAACAUCAAAGAAUGACUUUGUGGGACAAUUCACUCUCCCUUUCACCUGUAUUCAGCCAGGAUAUCGUCACAUCCAUCUGCUGUCUAAGGACGGCACCAGCAUAGCUCCUUCCUCGCUAUUUGUUAAUGUCAGGAUAACUAAACUAACAUAAAGUGACUAAAGUUAAAGUUGUCUUAUACAGGCACAAACUAUAAAAAGCAAUAAUUUCAAGUCUUCCCAGUCAACACUUGUUUGCAGAAUGCUGAUAUUCUAAUAAAUCCAGUAAAAAUGUAUUAAAAAGUAACAAUUUACAAUUUUAAGGUAAAGUUGUGUUGCUGUAGAUUUAGUUAAUCUGUACGCCAAAUAAUUUUAUAGAAAUUUUAUUUAAUGUUAUUAAGAUUUGUGUGAUUGUAGGAAGCUGUAUCUGAAUAUAACUUUAUUAAGAUACAAAUAUAUAUGCAUAAGGAAUGAGUCCUAUUUUGGUUUGCUUUUAAGACUAAAAUAUAGAUUUUUCCUUAAAUUUUAGGCUGAAAUAUGCUCAGGCAAAAUAUAUUAUUUGUCUUGUUUUCCUGGACAAACAUUUAAACAUUCUUAAAUUAAGAAAAAUUUACUUAAGAUGCAAAAAUGAUUAGAUAUUGUCAUGUUUUCUGAAAAACUAAAUACAAACAUGUAUUGUUUUAAAACUAAGCUCACUUAUUCUUAAUUUAAGAAUGUUUAGAUGUUUGUACUGAAAAACAAUACAAAAAUCAUAUGGAUAUUUCAUUUGAGAUUCACCCAAUGUUAUUUUUACAAUGCAUGGCAAGUCUUUACAUCUUGCUUUGUGCAUUUUAGAAAUAUUUCAGUAGAAAUAUAUUUGCUUUCUUAAUCGUACCACUCCAUUUCAGUAGUAUUUACAGUAGUGUGUGUGUGUUAACUGUUCCUUUGGAAUAAAGUACAGAGAUAAUGGGCUCAAGGGCUCAAUUACAAUCUUACUUUGGCCCCAAAGUACCUCAGGGGCCAGACUCAAUUACACAGAGAUACAGAAGGAGGGCAGUGAAAAUUACCCCGUCUGUUCCCACCUACCUGGAUACAGUAUACCAUAGUAUACAUUUCGAAAUACAUAUAUACUCUUGAAUGCACCUAGCAUGUAUAAGUGAACUUAAAGUAGAUUAUUCUGAAUCAUGUCAAGACAUUUGUUAAAUCAAAUGUAUGCUGCUGGACUAAUAGUGUUAUAUUUUUUGUAUUUCUAAGCUGCGUAUGUUGGAUCUAUAUACUGUUUUUGUAUUAUUGUUCAGUAACUAUCUGUAAACUGUCUGUUUUGCUUGUGUAUAUAUGUACGUAUGUAUUUAUUUGCCAUAUUCAUCAAAGAAUAAAGAU
This is a messenger RNA of Labeo rohita (rohu), 3932 nucleotides long. It is a transcript of the gene plcd4a, whose product is annotated as phospholipase C, delta 4a. Lineage: Eukaryota; Metazoa; Chordata; Actinopteri; Cypriniformes; Cyprinidae. The record is from RefSeq and is a predicted model, not a curated record. The coding region runs from base 463 to 2748 and encodes 761 amino acids. Gene Ontology annotation, molecular function: phosphatidylinositol-4,5-bisphosphate phospholipase C activity; calcium ion binding. Gene Ontology annotation, biological process: intracellular signal transduction; lipid metabolic process. The transcript is spliced from 17 exons.